Molecule: messenger RNA, 2707 nt
Organism: Poecilia latipinna (sailfin molly)
Lineage: Eukaryota; Metazoa; Chordata; Actinopteri; Cyprinodontiformes; Poeciliidae
Gene: asb1
Product: ankyrin repeat and SOCS box containing 1
Exons: 5
Coding region: 198-1247 (349 amino acids)
Biological process (GO): intracellular signal transduction
Molecular function (GO): protein binding
Source: RefSeq, a predicted model, not a curated record
CUUUAAAUGUCGCAGCUGAGCUCAACCAGGAAGCGGCGCAGCGAUCCGUGCCCGAUCCUCCAUCAUCAACAGGCUCCCGUUUGUUUGUGUCCUGCUGUCUCUUGUCCUCUGCUCUGCUGGCUCAUUUUUCUUUUGGUUUUUAAUAAAUGAAGUCAAAGUAAAGGGGUUCGGUUUGGCUGUGUGAACUCUCCGGAAGCAUGGCGGACGGUCCAGCCGCUGAUGUUGACGAGCCGCCCAGUAUCAUUUUCCCCCCGGUCAUCACUGUGUCCGACCUGCCCAGCACUGCUGCAGGGCGUAACCUGAAGGAAUGGCUCCAGGAGCAGUUCUGUGACAAACCGCUGGAGCAGGACGACAUGCGGCUCCACAACGCCGCAUACGUGGGCGACCUGGACACCCUGAGGAACCUGCUGCAGGAAGAUGACUUCAGACGGCGCAUUAAUGAGAAGUCGGUGUGGUGCUGCGGCUGUCUGCCCUGUACGCCCCUGCGGAUCGCAGCAACGGCCGGACACGCCGCCUGCGUGGCCUACCUGAUCGCCCAGGGAGCCGAGGUGGACCUGGUCGAUGUCAAAGGUCAGACGGCGCUCUACGUUGCGGUGGUUAACGGUCACCUGGACUGCGUUCGGAUCCUCCUGGAAGCUGGCGCCGAUCCCAACGGGAGCCGCCACCACCGCAGCACCCCCCUGUACCAUGCGGCGCGGGUCGGGCGGGUGGACGUCCUGCAGGAGCUCAUCAGAUUCAAUGCCGAUGUUGACAUGGACCACCAGCUGGGUCCCCGGCUCCUCCUCAGUGCUCGAACCCUUAACACCCUGGUGGUGUGUCCUCUCUACAUCAGCGCUGCCUACCACCACCUUGAAUGUUUCCGGUUGCUGCUCCUAGCCGGCGCGCAGCCCGACUUCAACUACACGGGGCCCGUCUGCCACGAGGCCCUGACUCGGGGCCUCGCCUCCUGCCUGCUCGACGCAGUGCUGCGACACGGAUGCGAGGUGAGCUUCGUCCACCUGCUGCUGGACCAUGGCGCAGACCCAGCGCUGGUUCCUUGGGAGCAGGUGGAACUGGAGGCGCCAAACCGAAGGAAGGUGGAUCCGGAGGCACUCAGGGUGUUCCUGGAAGCAAAGAAAAACCCUCAUAGGCUCACGUAUCUGUGCCGCAUCCGGAUCCGCAGAACAAUGGGCAAAAGCCGUCUGAAGCACAUAGCUUUGUUACCGCUACCAGAAUCCAUCAAGAACUUCCUGCUGCACCGAAACUGACGUUUGUCCACCGUAAUCCAUGCGGGUAAUAAAAAUGAAUAAAAAAAUCUUAGUAAGUCCCAAAGACAAGCUGUUGUUUGCUUUUUCCUUUAUAAAAAUGUAGACAUUUAUUUUCUAAAUGUUUGGAAGUUAAAAGUUCUGGAUUAACUUUCCGUCACUGUAAGGAUUUUUACAGUUAUUUUCUUUUUUAAGUUAUCAAAGGAGCCUUAGCCAUGUCUGAACUUGUGAAAACUGUGUCUUACAACAAAUGUUUUCUUUCAAAUCACAAAAAUGUGUCGUGACUCUAGUUCAGGUUAGGUGUAAAGAUUACAGUAUAAAUUAGCCUGAAUCAAGAGUAAAGUUCUCGUUUGUAGAAGUGUGAUCCAGCUCCUUUAAUUGCUCUUUUACAUUCAUGUAAACCACGACUUUAUCCAAUCAUCUAUUAAAUAUUUCAAGUUUUAUCUUUUGUAAAGUGUUGCUACAGGCGGCUGUAAGGGCUCAAGGUAGCAAAACAUUUUACAUAAUUUCAUCUCUAAAGUGACAAUAAAAAGAACAAUGGUACGUUCCCCACUUGUUAAUUAAGAUUAUAAAGCCUGAAGCUGGUUACAUUUUCAUGUUGUGGCAAUCUAAAUUAUGUUUUGUUAAUUACCACCCAAACAAACUUGUUGAAAUGUUCUGCUGUUUGAUGGUGGUAUUGCACUUUUGUUUUCCUGUAGAUAAGUGUUUAUGAAGUUAACCUCCUUUUGCUUCUCCAUGUUAAUACUACAGGUGUAACGAUACACUUAAUUUAAGUUAGGAAAGCAGAUUAGAUGUUUGGAUCACCGUUUAAUAGUUUAUAUAAUUUGGGGCUAAACUUCAUUAUUCAUACAGCUACAAAUCAUUAUCACCUGCGAUUCUUGCAUUGGUUUGGUGUAGAGUGCUGUAGAUAGAGGCUUAACCCGCCAUGAUUAACCAAACAUGGUGUCUUUUACUAGGCUUUUUCAGCUGUUGUGUUCUGCUAGUGGUGGCUUAGUUAAUUGCAAUUACCAGUUUGUGCCACUAGAUGGUGUUGCAUCUGUAUAAAACAAUUCCUUUACAUUAACAUUUUUGUGAAUGAAAGAGCAAAUUAAAGGAACGUGAUCCAUACUGUAAUACUGGUAGCUGGAGAGAUGUUUACCUAAUAGAUAUUACUACUACAUGUCAAUAUACUGAGAAAAAACAGGAUCCUGACCAACCUGUGACUGUGUAAGAAAAUAUACUACAAGUUCUUUUCUGUAUCAUUGACAAUCUAUAAAAUGUUGAUAGAAGUGUUUUUAACUUUGCAUUUUUUAGCCAGGAAGCUGCCUUCUCUGGGGAUUUGUCACAUAUGUUGUCUUCAGUGCAGGUCUGCUACUUUUUCUCAAAUACUAACAUUUAAAUGUGGUGCAUGUGUAACAUGUCAGUGUGUCUUGCUCAGAAAUUUGUCCUAUUUGUUUGCAAACAUUAAAUCUGGUCUCGGAUGA